Messenger RNA from Gadus chalcogrammus (walleye pollock), 2855 nucleotides. It is a transcript of the gene mafaa, whose product is annotated as MAF bZIP transcription factor Aa. Gene Ontology annotation, biological process: regulation of transcription by RNA polymerase II. Lineage: Eukaryota; Metazoa; Chordata; Actinopteri; Gadiformes; Gadidae. Gene Ontology annotation, cellular component: nucleus. Gene Ontology annotation, molecular function: DNA-binding transcription factor activity, RNA polymerase II-specific; RNA polymerase II cis-regulatory region sequence-specific DNA binding. Bases 1133 to 2122 code for a protein of 329 amino acids. The transcript has a single exon. The record is from RefSeq and is a predicted model, not a curated record.
AGCUCGCGUCGGAAGGCACAAGCACAACACCGCCUGCUUUCCUUUUUUUCUGUUUUCAAAAUCCAGGAAAAAUAAUGAUAAUAAAAGGAAUUUAAAUAAUAUUUUUUUCAUGCAUCUGGCGUCUUUACGUGCGCGCCGGCCAACCAACGCACAACCAACGCAACCCCGGUUUGUUCGGUGCUGUACCGUUGGGACCGAAUCCGUGAGUAGAGACAUCGAGAACAAAAUCUGGACUGACCACUUGUGUUGAUUUAGUUUGAAGGGGGACACGUUCUCAAGUCCCUUGGUUAAAAGAAAGCGUCAACUUUUCUUGACUUCUAAGUUAAGACAUCCUCAACUCAACUGUGUGUGUUCUGUGAACUCUGCAAACUUAUUUUCGUUGUCUCUGCAACCCAUUCCGUGUCGGAUUUGUUGUUCGCUGAAGCAGGACUUUUGGCACAUCUUUACGCGCUACGGUCUGGGGCUGUGCCACCGUCCCAACGCUGCUUUUAAAUCACCGCUACACGGACUUGGCUUCCCGGCAGGUGUACGUGUGUAAACCUGCUGCACCUGAUUUAGGAUACAGGCGACGAAUGGUUGAAAUAACAGCUGACAACCCGCGUGGAGACGACACACCACCUCCCUGCAUCUCAUCUGAACAAGCGACACCGCGGACAGUGAAAGCGGCCGCGGUCACGGAGGAGAAGAGAGGAGAGGUGAAGCGAGGACAGGACAGGUCGGUGUCUCUAAAUUCACCGGGAUCAGGUUUCAGCCGGGCCCCGUGGGGGCUCCUGGUAUUAAGGGGCUGCAUUUGACCUGGGAUAAGUUGUCAACAAGAGGAGUGGACGGUGAGCGAACUGGCAGGUGUACAAGUUAAUUUACAUGCAUACGUGUAAUCACGCCACUAUAUAUAGAAGUUGUUUUAGGGACUCGCGGCCACAAUACACGCUGCUCCUAGACCAACCCCCCACCCCACCGUCCUGCAGCUCCACGCACCGGGCGCGUGCGUGUGUCUAUAUAUACUCCCACAAACACACACGCCGUACCGUGCUGUAUUUCUGGGUCCCCCCGCCGCAGUAGUCUCUGUGUUGGGAGCAGCGUCCGCUCCGCCGUCGGUUUGGCUGUGAGGGCGGGGGUCGUCGCAUGGACUGAUAUGGCCACGGACCUCGCCAUGAGCACCGAGCUGCCGAACAGCCCGCUGGCCAUCGAGUACGUCAACGACUUCGACCUGAUGAAGUUCGAGGUGAAGAAGGAACCGCCCGAGUCCGAGCGCUACUGCCACCGCCUCCCGCCGGGCUCCCUGUCCUCCACGCCCAUCAGCACCCCCUGCUCCUCCGUGCCUUCGUCGCCCAGCUUCUGCGCCCCCAGCCCGGGCGGGGUGCAGCCCAACCAGGGCCUCGGCAACGGGGGUCUCGGCAGCGGGGGCAACAACAACAACAACAGCAGCAGCAACAACAGCAACAGCAGCAGCGGCGGGAACAACAGUCAGAACGGCGGGGGCAAGCCGCAGCUGGAGGACCUGUACUGGAUCCCGGGCUACCAGCACCACAUUAACCCCGAGGCGCUCAACCUCACCCCGGAGGACGCGGUGGAGGCCCUGAUCGGCAACGCGCACCACCACCACCACCACCACCACCAGGCCUACGAGGGCUUCCGAGGGGGGCAGCAGUACGCCGGGGAGGACCUGUCCGCGGCCUCGGCGGCGCACCACCACCACCAUCACCAGAGCCACCACCACGGACACCACCACGGCCACCACGCCCGCCUCGAGGACCGCUUCUCGGACGACCAGCUUGUGAGCAUGACGGUGCGGGAGCUCAACCGGCAACUGCGUGGCUUCAGCAAGGAGGAGGUGAUCCGUCUAAAGCAGAAGCGGCGCACGCUGAAGAACCGCGGCUACGCGCAGUCGUGCCGCUACAAGCGCGUGCAGCAGAGGCACAUGCUCGAGACCGAGAAGUGCACGCUGCAGAGCCAGGUGGAACAGCUGAAGCAGGACGUGGCGCGUCUUGCCAAGGAGCGGGACCUCUACAAGGAGAAGUAUGAGAAGCUGGCCGGCCGCGGGUACAGCGGCGGCGGACCCACAAACACUCGAGAUCCGACGGUUGGGGGCCACGGGAAGCAGCAGGCCGAGUUCUUCAUGUGAGGCAGAGAGAGAGAGAGAGAGAGAGAGAGAGAGACAGACUCGACUGUGUAUCAGAGACUAUGAUACCCCCCCCCACCCCCCCAGGGGAAAAAACAGGAUUUUUAAACCCAAUUUAUAUUCUCUCAGUUUGCAUUGUUUACAGUUAUGCCCUCGAACAUAAUGUUAUUUUUAUUGUUGAAGGCCCUUUCUUAAAAUACAACGAACAUGUCUGAAGGGGAAUGGAAGGUAUAAGAGGUGCACCAAAGUAGUCUUAAAGAUAUUUGGCCGAACCUUUUGUAAUCACGUCACACACACCUCUGGUUCUGUAUGAUGUAUGCUUCAACUUGUGGUUGGGUCGAACUUGAGACUUUUUUUUUCUCUCUCUAAUGUGAAACAAGGACAUUCUGAUCCAACAAAUCAAGUCUUACUCCACCGAUCAGAUUCUUUUAAAACGGAAGAUUUUUUUGUCAUUCGGUCGUUUUCAACCUCAGAAUGAAUGAGAUUUUUGUGUUGGUCAGUUGGGACUCUGAAAGAAGAAGUGAAUAGAUAUAUUUUAGGAGGUAGGGCAGUAGGCCUGCUCGCCAUCUCUCCCAUGUCGUAAUCGGACGGUGGUGAUGGAGAGGAGAGAGGCGAUUUUGGACGCAGCUAAGGAAUCUUUGAAAUCUUGCAAGUCUAGUUUCCCCGUUCCCCUGCAUGCAGGACAUGUAUGGAAACCAACCCACCCCGACCCCCCACCUCAAUCACCCACCGCCAC